AUGGCGUUUCUUUGGUUAGCAUGUGGUUUGCUUGCCCUUCCAUUUGACUAUGCUCUGGCUCAAGAUGGCGAUAUACUACGCUAUGUAGAUUCACUGAUUGGAACAGGCCUUGGAGGUAUGGCUAAACCACAGGAGAAGUUGGGCAACACCCGCUCCUAUAUUGACAAUCGAGCAGGUCAUGUCUUUGCUGGCGCUACUCUGCCUUUUGGCAUGGCCAAAGCUGUCGCAGACGUCAAUGGUGAAAACCAAGGUGGUUAUGCGAGCGACUACAGUAACAUCACAGGCUUCAGUCAUAUGCAUGACAGCGGGACCGGAGGAUCACCCUCGCUGGGGAACUUCCCUCUCGUCGCACACCCCGGAUGUCACAACGACGAUGUGAACGAAUGCAAGUUCACAUCGGUGGAUAGAGCCACUCCGCAGGUCAACGGCUCCGUUCUGGCGGAACCAGGAUACUUCACCAUUACUCUCGAGAACGCAGUCCGCGCCGAAAUGACUGUGACGAACCACACCGCCCUGUAUCGCUUCUCAUUUCCGGAAGGCCUCGCAGACAUGCCGUUGAGCCCGUUGAUCCUAGCGGAUCUCAUCGACCUUCCCAAGUCGAGAAGCAAUGCAUCGGUCUCUGUGGAUCCAAAUUCUGGAAGAAUAGUUGGCAGUGGAGCGUUCAGCCCUAGCUUUGGUAUCGGAACAUAUGACCUACAUUUCUGUACCGACUUCUUUGGCGCAAGCAUUCGUGACACUGGCGUCUUCAUGAACAACAGAGCUGGUAGCCAACCCAAGAAUCUGAGUGUCGUAACCGAUGGAGUAAACAAUUCCCCCGAAAUAUUGCCAGCUGGAGCUUGGGUGCGUUUCAAGGCACCAGAGAACAACGCAACACAAAUCUCUGCUCGUGUGGGAUUGAGCUUCAUGAGCACUGCACAAGCAUGCUCGAAUGCCGAGCUAGAGAUCCCCGAUUUCGACUUCGAGAGUACCCGUUCCGCCGCCCGACAGGCAUGGACAGACAAAAUGAGUGUUAUUUCUGUCACGCCCGGUAGUGUCAGCGACGAGUUUCAGACCAUCUUCUGGAGUGGGCUCUAUCGUGCUUCCAUCAGUCCGCAAGACUAUACGGGCGAAAACCCCUUAUGGAACAGCACAGAGCCUUACUAUGACUCCUUUUAUUGUAUCUGGGACUCAUACCGCAGUAUCCAUCCUUUGAUCACACUCUUCGAUCCAGAGUCUCAGGCACUGAUGAUCAGGAGCUUGUUGGACAUAUAUCGACACGAGGGAAAGCUUCCUGACUGCCGCAUGUCAUUGUGUAAAGGGUUCACUCAAGGUGGCUCCAACGCCGACGUCGUCCUUGCUGACGCAUACGUUAAGAACAUGACUCAAGGCAUCGACUGGGCGCUUGCAUACGAGGCUGUUUUGUCAGACGCUGAAGACGAGCCCUUAAACUGGGCAGUCGAAGGUCGGGGUGGCCUUGCGAGUUGGAAGUCACUUGGAUAUGUUCCUGCCGAUGACUUCGACCCGCACGGUGUAGGGCCUUUCACUCGAAGUAUCUCUCGUACUGUCGAGUACGCAUAUAACGACUUCUGUAUUGCCGAAAUGGCACGUGGUCUUGGUCACGCGGCAGACUAUGAGAAGUAUGUUGCGCGUUCUGAAAAUUGGAGAAAUCUCUACAAGGAAGAUCAGAACUCCACCAUCAAUGGAACAGAAACUGGCUUUACUGGCUUCUUGCAGCCAAAGUUCAUGAAUGGUACUUGGGGUCAGCAGGAUCCCAUCUUCUGCUCUCCUCUUCUCAACUUCACGUCCUGCUAUCUCAAUCCUGACGGUCAUGAGACUUAUGAAGGGUCAUCGUGGCUUUACACAACAUACGUUCCUCAGGACAUGGCAUCUCUGAUCACCACUCUCGACGGACCAGAUUCAUUCGUCAGACGUCUCGACUAUCUCCACGAAAGCGCUCUACUCUACAUCGGCGAUGAGCAAGGCUUCCUCCCAGUAUACCAAUACCACUAUGCCGGCAGACCAGGCAAGAGCGCCGCACGAGCACACACCUACAUACCAUCCCAAUUCAACACAAGCGUCAACGGUAUACCCGGCAACGAUGACAGCGGCGCCAUGGGCUCUUUCAUCGUCUUAGCUAUGAUGGGUCUCUUCCCCAACCCGGGUCAAAAUGUCUAUCUCAUUACACCUCCAUUCUUCCCUGAAAUCAGCAUUACGAACAAGAUUUCUGGCAACAAAGCAACGAUCCGAAAUGUCAACUUCGAUGCGGAGUAUACGAAUGUUUAUAUCCAGAGUGUUACGCUGAAUGGGGUGGCUUAUACGAAGAAUCGGAUUGGACAUGAGUUUUUCGUUGACGGAGGUGUGCUCGAGUUGACUCUGGGGCCUGAGGAAAGUGCUUGGGGUACGAGAUAUGAGGAUCUGCCUCCCAGCCUUUCCACAGGUUGA
Messenger RNA from Aureobasidium pullulans EXF-150, 2421 nucleotides. Its product is annotated as putative mannosidase. Gene Ontology annotation, biological process: glycoprotein catabolic process; protein deglycosylation; carbohydrate metabolic process. The transcript is spliced from 3 exons. The record is from RefSeq and is a predicted model, not a curated record. Gene Ontology annotation, cellular component: cytosol; nucleus. The coding region runs from base 1 to 2421 and encodes 806 amino acids. NCBI's taxonomy places the organism in Eukaryota, Fungi, Ascomycota, Dothideomycetes, Dothideales, Saccotheciaceae. Gene Ontology annotation, molecular function: carbohydrate binding; peptide-N4-(N-acetyl-beta-glucosaminyl)asparagine amidase activity.